AGCCAUCGAGCAAUUGUCUUAUUGCUCGAUGGCCCUAGCUAAGCUAAGCGAAUAGACAAUACUGUUUAUUUUGCACUUUGCAGUCUGUUUACAAAAUGUCUGUUCGAAAAAAACGGCUGAUAAUAUUUUUUGAUGAAAAGUCUUAUCCGGGGUAGAAUUUGUGGAUUUCGUAAAAAAACUACUAUUUUAUUUAUCAGCUGUGUGUUGACUGUGUUGUGAUAAAAUGAUUUAUUAAUCUUCUAAUGUGUUAAGAUUUUAUCUAGUAGCUUUGGUAAAUUUUAACUACAUAGACAGACACAGCAUUUAUAUUCUAAUGGGAGUUGAUUCUUUAUAAAACAAAACAGAGUUAGUGGUUACAUGUUACAAAAUUAAUCAUAAUUAUAGAAACAUUAACUUUUAUAAUGGAUGCAGCAGUCACCAGAGAACAUGUAGAAACAAAACAGAAUGCACAUAAAUCUAAUAACACAAUUGAAACUGUAUCAUCAAAUCAAAUCACCUGUAUCAAAUCACCUGAACCAUCAACUUGUAAUAAUAGUUAUCCAAAUGCAAUAGUUGCUCUGAAUUGUAUAAAAAAGGGAUUAAAAUAUAAAUUGGUUGGCCAAUGGGGUUCUAGUCAUGAACCAAUUUUCAAAAUGUGUGUUCGUCUUAAUGGUAAAGAAUAUUAUGGAAUUGGAAAAUCAAAACAAGAAGCUAAACAUAACACAGCUCGAAGAGCAUUGGAAUCUAGUCAGUGUGUCAAAGAUGAGACUAUAAGUAACCAAAAGGCCCAUAAAUCUGGUAAUACCAACCCAUUAAAUUAUUAUGGAAUUGGAAAAUCAAAACAAGAAUCUAAACAUAACACAGCUCGAAGAGUAUUGGAAUCUCGUCAGUGUGCCAAAGAUGAGACUAUAAGUAACCAAAAGGCCCAUAAAUCUGGUAAUACCAACCCAUUCAAAUAUUAUGGAAUUGGAAAAUCAAAACACGAAGCUAUAUAUAACACAGCUCGAAUAGCAUUAUUGGAAUCUAUUCAGAGUUCCAAAGAUGAGACAAUAAGUAGUCAGAAUGUCCUUAAAUCUGGGAAUAGCAACCCAUUAAAUUAUUAUGGAAUUGGAAAAUCAAAACAUGAAGCUAAACAUAACAUAGCUCAAACAGCAGUGGAAUCUAUUCAGUGUUCCAAAGAUGAAACAAUAAGUAACCAGAAUGUCCAUAAAUCUCAUAAUACCAACCCAUUAAAUUAUUAUGGAAUUGGAAAAUCAAAACAUAAAGCUAAACAUAACACAGCUCGAAGAGUAUUAGAAUCUAUACACUGUUCCAAAGAUGAAACAGUAAGUAAUCAGAAUGUCCAUAAAUCUGAUAAUACGAACCCAUUAAUUAAAACUGUAAAAUCACCUGAACCAUCAACUUGUAACAAUGGUUAUCAAAAUGCAAUAGUUGCUUUGAAUUGUAUAAAAAAGGGAUUAAAAUAUAAAUUGGUUGACCAAUGGGGUUCUAGUCAUGAACCAUUUUUCAAAAUGUGUGUUCAUCUUAAUGGUAAAGACUAUUAUGGAAUUGGAAAAUCAAAACAGGAAGCUAAACAUACAGCAGCUACUAGUGCACUGGCCUCUAUUCAAUUUUCCCAAAAUAAGACUACAACAUCUAACCAUUCUGUACUGGAAUCUAAUGAAAACAUAGCAAAAGGAACACUAAAACCUUUUUCCAUGACAAAUUUUCAGACUAAUUUAAAUGGAAUCCAAUAUAAACCAGAAUACGAGUUGUAUGCAGAUGACUGUAGUGGAGUAAUUCAGUCGAAUAAUUCUGAACACCCUAUUUCAGUUUUAAACAGAUUAAGAAGUGGAUUAGAAUAUAAAUUGGUAGAUGUAUGGGGUUCUUACCACAAACCGUUUUUUAAAAUGUGUGUUGAAUAUAAUAAUUCAUAUUAUUAUGGAAUAGGGAAUUCUAAAACAGAAGCAAAAUACAAUGCUGCUGUAAGUGUUCUAACAUCAAUACAGUCUCCAACCAGUUCGGUAAUAAACUCACCACCCAAUGGCGAUAAUAAUAAUUACAGUCUAGAAAAAAAUCCAAUAUCAGCAUUAAAUGAAAUAAAAGGAAAUGUGAAUUAUAGUGUUACUGAACUUUAUCCUAUGUUUAAGAUUUGUGUUGAAGUAGAUGGUAUAAAGUAUUAUGGAAGUGGCACUACAAAGCGAUCUGCAAAAUAUGAAGCUGCAGCAACAGCAUUAAAAAAUAUUUCCACUUCAGAUGUUAUAAGUACAUCAGAUGAUAUCAAAAACAAAUUAUUUAAAAAGUCUUCAGUUAUUUUGAGUGAACUAUAUCCUUCUGUUAAUUUCACAUAUACAGAGGAUUUAAGUGACCCUUAUGCUAGGUUUCAGGUUACAAUAGACAUUAAUGGUGACACUUUUACAGGAACUGGAAGUAAUAAGAGCUCAGCAACAGAAGCUGCUGCCACUGUUGCUUUAAGUAAAUUGAAAAAUUAUACUGGUGGGAAUACACCUACUUUUUCCUCAAAUCCCGUACAAGAUCAACACUUAUCUGAUACUAUUGGAAACCUAGUGAAAGCAAAGUUUAAAAAUUUAAUGUCAAAUGAUUUGAUCCAUUCUAAACGUAAAGUUCUUGCAGGUAUUGUGAUGACGAAAGAUUCAGAUAUUUCAACUGCUGAAGUAAUAUGUGUGGCAACUGGUACAAAGUGUAUCUCUGGAAAGAAUAUAUGUUUAAGUGGAACCGCACUCAAUGAUAUGCAUGCAGAAAUUUUAUCCCGAAGAUGUUUACUUUUCUACUUUUAUGACCAGCUAGAUCUGCUACUCUCUGAUAGUACUAGUAAAAACUCGAUAUUUGAACCAAAGAUUUAUGGGAAUGGUUAUAGCUUAAAGGAAGGAAUUGAGUUUCAUUUAUAUACAAGCAAAUCUCCUUGUGGCGAUGCCACUAUUUAUAAUAGCGGAAUAUCAAAUCUGACAACUUGUGGUCUAUUAAGAAGUAAGUUAGAAUCUGGCGAAGGUUCAAUACCUGUUAAAGAUCCAGUCAUUCAAACUUGGGAUGGAAUUAAACAGGGAGAACCCCUGAAGACUAUGUCCUGUUCUGAUAAAAUUUGCAAAUGGAACGUCUUGGGAUUACAAGGAUCUCUUUUGCUUCAUUUUAUUGAUCCUGUCUACUUAAGGUCAGUGGUAGUUGGCAGCCAAAUGAAUAAAGAGCAUUUAAGUAGAGCACUUUACGGAAGGAUUGUAGAUAGAUUAGAUGACUUACCGCCACCAUUUCGCAUAAAUAAACCAGAUAUGUUAAUGGUAACAUCUAUUGAGGAACGCAUACCAAAAAGUGCUCCAGAUUUUUCUGUGAUUUGGUUUUUGGGCAUGAAAGAACCUGAAAUAUUGAUAUGUGAUAUGGGAACUGGAGGCAAUAAGAGCUCAGCAACAGAAGCUGCUGCCACUGUUGCUUUAAGUAAACUGAAAAAUUAUACUGGUGGGGAUAUACCUACUUUUUCCCCAAAUGCUGUACAAGAUCAACAUUUGUCUGAUACUAUUGGAAACCUGGUGAAAGCAAAGUUUAAAAAUUUAAUGUCAAAUGAUGUGAUCCAUUCUAAACGGAAAGUUCUCGCAGGAAUUGUGAUGACGAAAGAUUCAGAUAUUUCAACUGCUGAAGUAAUAUGUGUGACAACUGGUACGAAGUGCAUCUCUGGAAAGAAUAUGUGCUUAAGCGGACACGCACUUAAUGAUAUGCAUGCAGAAGUUUUAUCCCGAAGAUGUUUGCUUUUCUACUUUUAUGACCAGCUUGAACUGCUACUCAAUGGUAGUACUAGUGAAAACUCGAUAUUUGAACCAAAGAUUUGCGGAAAUGGUUAUCGGUUAAAAGAAGGAAUCGAGUUUCAUUUAUAUACAAGCAAAUCUCCUUGUGGUGAUGCCACUGUUUAUAAUAGCGGAGGAUCAAAUCCGACAACUUGUGGUCUAUUAAGAAGUAAGUUAGAAUCUGGCGAAGGUUCAAUACCUGUUAAAGAUCCCAUCACUCAAACUUGGGAUGGAAUUAAACAGGGAGAACCUCUGAAGACUAUGUCCUGUUCUGACAAAAUUUGCAAAUGGAACGUCUUGGGACUACAAGGAUCUCUAUUGCUUAAUUUUAUUGAUCCCGUGUACUUAAGGUCGGUGGUAGUUGGCAGCCAAAUGAAUAAAACGCAUUUAAGUAGGGCACUUUACGGAAGGGUUAAAGAUAUAUUAGAUGACUUACCGUCACCAUUUCGCAUAAAUAAACCAGAUAUGUUAAUGGUAACAUCUAUUGAGGAACGCAUACCAAAAAGUGCACCAGAUUUUUCUGUGAUUUGGUUUUUGGGCAUGAAAAAACCUGAAAUAUUGAUAUGUGAUAUGGGUAAACCAAAACAAAGUAUUUCCACGAUUUGUAAACAUAGUUUGGCUAACAGAUAUGCCUUAUUAUAUGGACGAUUAUCCAGAAUUUCAAAGGACCAAAAUUUACCACUAACUGUAUCAGACGCUAAAGAAUGUGUGGUUAAUUAUUCGGCUGUGAAAAAAAUAUUUUUUGAAGCUUUUCAGAAAGCUGGUUUAGGAUAUUGGAUAUCUAAACCUAUGGAACAGAACAUGUUUAAUAUUUUUCCUAAUUUUUAACAUAAUAUAUCUAUUUUCUAACAUUGUUUGUAUACGUUUAAUAUACAUUGUAAUAAUUUUUAUUCAUUUACAAAUCUGUUUGUUACAUUUAAGACAAACUAGCUGACCCGGCCACACAUAAACUAAGUAAAACCC
Molecule: messenger RNA, 4712 nt
Organism: Diabrotica balteata
Lineage: Eukaryota; Metazoa; Arthropoda; Insecta; Coleoptera; Chrysomelidae
Source: the annotation of a GenBank genome assembly